Molecule: messenger RNA, 1914 nt
Organism: Annulohypoxylon truncatum
Lineage: Eukaryota; Fungi; Ascomycota; Sordariomycetes; Xylariales; Hypoxylaceae
Product: RabGAP/TBC
Exons: 1
Coding region: 1-1914 (637 amino acids)
Source: RefSeq, a predicted model, not a curated record
AUGGCGUCGUUGCCGACCGAGGAACUCAGGGCCAGUUAUCGAUCCCAACUUACAGCAUCAACGGGACCAGGGACACUGGCUACUGAGAGGAGUAGCAUCGCAACUAAAAAUAGCUCCAUAAAUUCUAUUUACGGCGUGGUGGACGACAAUUUUAGUAUCGAUGAUGUGAUGGGCAUGUAUGAGAGAGGAUUCUACGAUGAUUCGGCUCCUGAGGAAGAAAACAACGAUAUGGUGGACUCAAGGCCUCCGACGGCAAAAUCGGAACUGAGUAGGAGAAAGACCGCUAUGCUGGAGGCGAUGACCGAUCUAUUACCAAUGCCUGAAUCACCGGACAACAGUCCAGUCACAGAAGAUUCGGCCGCUAGUUUCCGUGACCCUGAUAUUCCUGAUUUACGAGACUCCAUACGAGACUCCACACAGGACUCCACACGAGAAUCCAUGCGAGAAUCCGUACGCGACUCCUUGCCUGAAGAGGCCUUGGAGGAAAUGUCUCAAAGUAUCCUCGAAGACCCCGAUGCUGAGCAAGAUAUUGAAGAAGACAUGGAACACGGUCCUGUUGAAUUAAAUCCCAUCGAGUCCGAGCCAGAAGACGACCCAAUGCCUUCUCCGCCGUCACGCCAACCGACCGAGUUAACGAUUCCCGAGGAGGACGAUGAGCGAGAUCGCUAUGGUUUCAAGAAGAGCAAUCAAUACGUAACCCGAGAACAGUAUGAUGACUGGAAUCAAGGAUACACCGAGUAUCUGGCUAGGCGACGGAAGAAGUGGGCUGCCUUUUUAAGGGAGCAUGGGCUCAUGACCGACAAUCCCAACCGAUUCCCUCCCCGAUCGAACAAGACGAAGCGGUUUGUACGCAAGGGCAUCCCCCCUGAUUGGAGGGGGGCGGCUUGGUUCUACUACGCUGGCGGUCCGGCUGUCCUUUCGAAACAUACAGGCAUGUAUGAUAGUCUUUUAAAACAAAAGGCUAAGGAUGUCGAUGUCGAGGCUGUCGAGCGUGAUCUGCACCGCACCUUUCCGGACAACGUCAAGUUUCGCUCUUCGCGGCCAUUGAAUACCUCUGGGGGUAACAAUCCUCAAUCUCCUAAGGAUGACGGGAGCACAAGCACGCUUACCGAAAUGCCGAUGAUCUCGUCCCUACGUCGUGUUCUGCAUGCAUUCGCCAUAUAUAAUCCGCGAAUCGGCUACUGCCAGUCACUGAACUUCUUAGCAGGCCUUCUGUUACUCUUCGUGGAAACCGAGGAACAUGCUUUUUGGCUACUUAACAUCAUAACGAGAGUGUAUCUUCCAGGGACUCACGAAACAAGUCUAGAAGGUGCUAACGUCGACCUGGGAGUAUUAAUGUCUUCGCUACGAGAGUCUAUGCCUCAGGUGUGGGCUAAGAUUGGAGGUGAGCUGGACGGUACGGAUGCUGUAUGGCCGAAGAGUUGGAAGCAUAGACGCAAGUCCGAAUCGACACGACUACCACCUAUUACCCUGUGCAUGACUGCUUGGUUUAUGAGCUGCUUCAUCGGUACGCUACCUAUCGAGAGUGUCCUUCGUGUAUGGGACGUGUUCUUCUACGAGGGGUCGAAGACUCUAUUCCGAAUAUCUCUAGCAAUAUUCAAGAUCGGCGAAGGUGAGAUUAGGGCCGUGGCAGAUCCUAUGGAGAUCUUCCAGGUGGUUCAGACAAUCCCUCGCCGACUCAUCAAUGCCAACGGGCUGAUUGAGGCCUGCUUCAGACGCCGCAACGGUUUCGGUCACCUUAGUCAGGAGACAGUCGACCAGAAGCGACAAGAAAGAAGAACCCAGGUCAAAGCCGAGCGGGAGAAGUUAGCAAAUAACCUCAAUGUACCGGGCGCCGAUGCAGACAUAAAGAGAAAAGUUACUCUUUUUGGUCGGCGCAGAGAAAGGGAGCCGACUCCUGCCGAAAUAGUAUAA